Lacerta agilis (Sand lizard) is the source of this 2949-nucleotide messenger RNA. It is a transcript of the gene SCRN1, whose product is annotated as secernin 1. Bases 86 to 1330 code for a protein of 414 amino acids. Gene Ontology annotation, biological process: proteolysis. Lineage: Eukaryota; Metazoa; Chordata; Lepidosauria; Squamata; Lacertidae. Gene Ontology annotation, molecular function: cysteine-type exopeptidase activity; dipeptidase activity. The transcript is spliced from 9 exons. The record is from RefSeq and is a predicted model, not a curated record.
CGCCUCCUAGUCGCCGGCUGCUCGCCCUCACGCAGACGGAGCUGCAGGCAGAGGGAAGCUCGAAGGGAGCGAGCAAGCGGCAAGGAUGGCUCUGGCACCUCCCAGUUACUGUUUCGUUGCAUUCCCACCACACACUAAAGAUGGCCUUAUAAUCAUUGGGAAAAAUUCUGCCCGGCCCAGGGACGAGGUACAGGAGAUAGUUUAUUUCGCCGCUGCUACUCAUGAUCCAGGAUGCAAAGUUGAGUGCACGUACAUUGAGAUUGACCAGGUGCCCAAAACCAACGCUGUCGCUCUGAGUAGACCUUCCUGGCUUUGGGGGGCAGAAAUGGGGGCAAAUGAACAUGGAGUCUUCAUUACCAAUGAAGCCAUUAUCACCAAAGAACCAGCCUCAGAAACUGAAGCGCUCCUAGGAAUGGAUCUUGUCAGGCUUGGUCUAGAAAGGGGUGGAACAGCUAAAGAAGCCUUGGAUGUCAUUGUCUCUCUGUUGGAAGAGCAUGGCCAAGGAGGCAAUUAUUACGAAGAUGGGAGUGCAUGCCAUGCUUUCCAGACUGCGUAUCUGAUAGUGGACAGAAAAGAAGCUUGGGUCCUGGAGACUAUUGGGAAACACUGGGCAGCAGAGAACAUUACAGAGGGAGUCAAGUGCAUUUGCAGCCAGCUUUCCUUAACUACAAAGAUCGAUGCAGAGCACCCUGAGCUUAGAAGUUACGCAGAAGGUCAAGGGUGGUGGACUGCAGAUACAGAGUUCAACUUUUCUCAAGUAUUUUCUCAGGCUGAUAACCAUUCAGAUUGUUGCUUGGCGAAGGAGAUCCUAGAGAAGCAAGAAGGCGCUAUCACUGUGGAAAUGAUGAUUGACAUCUUGCGGGAUAAGCCUGGUGGUAUAUGUGUGGAUUCAGAGUCUUUUCUUACUACAUCAAGCAUGGUGUCCGUAUUACCUCAGAAUCUUAGUUCCCCGUGCAUCCAUUAUUUUACCGGCACACCAGAUCCAUCAAGGUCCAUAUUUAAACCUUUUAUCUUUGUCGAUGAUGUGAAAUUAGUGUCAAAAGUACAGUCACCCAUUUUUGGUAGUGAUGAUCCUGUGAAAAAAAUCCCUCGGUUCCAGGAGAAACCAGACCGCAGACACGAAUUGUACAAAGCACACGAGUGGGCCCGAUCAGUCAUGGAGAAUGAACAGGAAAAAGGAGAGAAGCUGAGAAGAACCAUGCUAGACCUUGAAAAGCAAGGCUUGGACGCAAUGGAGAGCAUCAUUACCAGCUCGGAAGUUCUUGAUCCUUCUGAAGUAGAGGACCUUUUCUAUGACUGUGUUGAUACAGAAAUUAAGUUCUUCAAGUGAAUGACCAUAGACACCUUUAGCCUUCACAUAAGAAGACCAUAAAGCUCUUCAGGCCUUGAAAGAUGUUCUCGCCAUAUUGCCGAAUUUUUGGAGGAAAUUGCCCUCUUUUUAGAGAAAAGUUCCUUAGUAGCUGUAUCGCGUUAACACAUUCCUUUCCUCCUUUUCUUUUCUUUUCCUCCUGUGUGUGUUAUGGAAAGAGGGCCUUCACUGACUGUGUGCAUGCUGGCUAACGUAAUGCAGAAUGUUUUUUCAUUCAUCUGGGCAACCGAAACGUAAGGAUGACAAAUAGCCAGAAUCCAUGUAGUUCUAAAUAUUGCAAAUCAAAAUGAGCCUGAAAAGUUUUGCCUGAAAAGUUUGAUCCACAUGUAAAAGGGGAAAAAAUACAGCAGGUACAUGUGUGCUCCUAAAGAGUUUUGCCACAAAGAAAUGAUGGGAUGAAAAAAUGGGCCUUGUUACUGGUAUAAAUGUCAACAGUGGAAUAAGCUUCUCACUUGUUCUAGUCCUGACGAUUUAGAGUUGGGUCUGUUGAGCUGUGUGCUGCCUCACCUGUGCACAUAUUGGGCUGGUAGCUUUUCCUUUUCUUUUUUUGCUUCUCUCACCUAUCGUUCCAUAUUGCUGCAUACCAGGCUGAAAAGAUUACAUUUAAAUAAUCGAUUUCUCCCCAUAAUAGAGUUCUGAACAGUGUGAAUUGGCCUAAGCAUUUAGAGAGAGAGAGAAAGAGAAGCAAGCUUACAACUGAAGGUAAGAUCAAGAACCUUAAUUUGGUUGUGGGAACUGUACCAUAGCUGCUUAGGAAAGGCAAUUGUUCCAGUGAAAUGACCAGAAUUUGUUCAGAUAUUUGCUUACACCAAAGAAGGGGAACUUACGGCUCUCCAUAUGUAGUUGGGAGCACAGUUACGAUUAUUCUUGCCUGCUGGUCAUGCUUGCUGCGACUGAUGGUAGGCAGUAGAUUUCAUUGUUCCUUUGUGCUGUCUUUGGGACUUAGUCGAAAAAUACACAGAGGGGGUGGUGAAACUGGCCCCUGCCGGGGUGCAGACCAGGGAGGUGGGGACAUGCAGAAAUCAGCAUGGGAGAGGAAGGGAUGCUAGGCCCCUUUUGGAUGGUUGCAGCACCCAGCAAGAGAGAGCUCUUUCAAAAUAUUGAGUCUACCCUCCUGGCAGGCUGGAAGCACCAUUGCUCUCUUCCUUCCCUCUCCCCGCUAUCUGUCAGUUAGAUGUUAGCGAGUCGGGAAAGGCUGCUGCAGCAAUGAGCCUGAGCAACAGCCACUUCCUCUAGUUCGCAAGCAUCUUGGGAAGAGCCAGAGGCAGGGGGGCUGGAAAUGCCAACUCUAGGGGAGGGUGCCGUCACAGCUGGGCACUCCUGCAAGAAGCACAGGGCCAGGCAGACAAGAGAGCAAGUGCGUUUGCAGAAGCCCACAGAGGAUGCUGGUGCUGUCCAGGACGGGAGUUCCAAAGGCUGCCCUGCUGCCCAUGAGGUUCCUCUCCAAACUAGGAGCAGGACUAUCCAGGCAGCUUGGCUCCUGCUUCUCUUUCCUGUCAGGAGGAGCAACUCCUCAGCAGGGGUGCCUGGAGGUGGAAGUCCUCCAUUUCUCACCCAUGGCCAAAGUCACCCUGCCAGUU